AUGCAAUCAAAUAAUCCUUAAAUCAAUUCACGCCAAACCUAAAUCAAAUUACCAACCUAAUUAGAAGAAUAAAAUUUAGGUAAUACUACUCAAGUUCCUUAUGCCAUUACAAAGAACCCUAUAGUUUAGAGAAGAGAAUCAAAAAGAAAAACAAGUACUUGA
Paramecium primaurelia is the source of this 162-nucleotide messenger RNA. The record is from the annotation of a GenBank genome assembly. Lineage: Eukaryota; Ciliophora; Oligohymenophorea; Peniculida; Parameciidae.